This is a messenger RNA of Bipolaris victoriae FI3, 159 nucleotides long. RefSeq lists its product as hypothetical. The record is from RefSeq and is a predicted model, not a curated record. NCBI's taxonomy places the organism in Eukaryota, Fungi, Ascomycota, Dothideomycetes, Pleosporales, Pleosporaceae. The annotation marks the transcript as partial. The transcript has a single exon.
GCCUCCCCGCCAGAGACGGACAAGAAAAGGGUAAGGAGACGGGCGCUGGACGCUUGGAGAUGGGCUUGCAUGAGCACACGUCACAAAGACGGAAUUAGGGAAGAAAAGAGAUGCUUAUGCAUGGAGAAAGAGAAUUACAGCAUGGCGAAAAAGCAAUAA